Dovyalis caffra is the source of this 2097-nucleotide messenger RNA. The record is from the annotation of a GenBank genome assembly. Lineage: Eukaryota; Viridiplantae; Streptophyta; Magnoliopsida; Malpighiales; Salicaceae.
AUGACAAGCUCUGGAAAAAGAGAGAUUUCAACCUCGACAAAACCUUCAAUGGAGACAUCGUCACGUGAUGAUGCCGUGCAACUAAACCGAGCUUUCAAAGGAUUAGGUUGUGAUACAGCAGUAGUUGUCAAUAUUCUUGCAAAUAGAAAUGCAUCUCAACGUGACAGCAUUCAACAAGAAUACGAGACCUUGUUCUCUGAUGACCUCAAAAAACAAUUGGCUCACCAGCUUCAUGGCCAUCUCAAGAAAGCAGUUUUACUAUGGAUGCAAAGUCCAAUAGAACGGGAUGUUACAACAUUGAGACAGGCUUUGACUGGACCUGUCAUUGAUAUCAAAGCGGCCACUGAAAUAAUAAGUACCCGCACUUCCUCCCAUAUUCGACAGAUUAAACAAAUUUACACUCCUUCUUUUGGUACGCGACUUGAGUAUGAUAUUGAUUGUCACACAUCUGGUGAUCAUAGAAAGUUUCUGCUGGCAUAUAUAGACACAACACGAUACGAUGGCCCAGAAAUUGAUAGACUGUUAGUAGAGGAUGAUGCUAAUGCUAUCAGUAAAAUUGGGGUGAAGAAAUCUGGAAUGGAUGAGAGUACUUUCAUUCAGAUUUUCACUGAAAGAAGCACGGCACAUUUGAUUGCCCUUUCUUCUGCUUACCAUAAAAUGUUUAGAAAAGAAUUGAGAGAGACAAUUAAAAGAGAAACGUCAGGGAAUUUCAAGUAUGCCCUUCUAACAAUUUUGCAACAUGCUGUGGAUCCAACAAAUCACUAUGCAACGGUGUUGCACAAGGCAAUGAAAGGUUUGGGCACAGAUGAUAGUACUCUUAUCAGGAUAUUGGUUACGAGGGCUGAGAUUGAUUUGCAGAAGAUCAUGGCAGAGUACUUGAAGAAGUACAGAAGACCAUUACCUGAGGUUGUUCAUUCAGAUACAUCAGGUCACUACAGGGCCUUCCUUCUUUCCCUCUUAGCCUCUCAGGCAGAAAUAGAGCGUAUCUUCAAGCUAUUUAACUGUCAAGUGUUGGACUUGUUGGACUUGUUGCAUAUUUUGCCUUUCCAAGUCUUUUAUGCAACCUUAUCUCUUUUAAUUAAGAUUCUACAUAGCCAUGGCUUUCAAUCAAAAUCACUGGCUCCAUGCAUUGGUUUGGCACUAUUGUUUUGCACAUCUUUAGUCACUCCUAGUUUUGCAGAGCUUGAAAGGUUUGAACACCCGGCUAAAGGUGAUGGAUCGCUUAGCUUUUUGGUGGUAGGAGACUGGGGGAGAAGGGGCUUCUACAACCAGUCUCUUGUUGCUUAUCAGAUGGGAAAAAUUGGGGAGAAGCUAGACAUAGAUUUUGUUGUCUCAACCGGAGAUCAUUUCUAUGAUAAUGGAUUAACUGAUCUAAAUGAUCAAGCAUUUGAAGAGUCAUUUACCAAAGUUUAUACUGCUAAGAGCCUGCAGAAACAAUGGUACAGCGUAUUGGGAAAUCAUGACUACAGAGGUGAUGUAGAGGCGCAAGUGCACCCUGCGCUUAGGAAGGUUGAUAGUAGAUGGCUUUGUCUUAGAUCUUUCAUCCUUAAUGCAGAAAUUGCGGAGUUCUUUUUCGUCGACACCACUCCAUUUGUCGACAUGUAUUUCACUGACGAAGAGCAUACUUACGAUUGGCGAGGUGUGACUCCCCGAAAAGCAUACCUUGCUAGCCUUCUUAAGGAUUUGGAAUCUGCAUUGAGCGAAUCAACCGCAAAGUGGAAAAUUGUUGUUGGUCACCACGCAAUCAAAAGUGCUGGGUACCAUGGAGACACCAAGGAGCUCAAUGAUCUACUUCUGCCAAUGUUGAAGGCAUACAAUGUUGAUAUGUACAUGAAUGGGCACGACCACUGCCUAGAACACAUUAGCAGCCUUGAUAGUCCAAUCCAAUACCUAACAAGUGGCGCAGAUUCAAAGGCAUGGAGGGGAGACCUGGAUAGUGAACACUAUAAUGGGGAUGAUUUGAAAUUCUUAUAUGAUGGUCAAGGUUUCAUGUCAGUGCAAUUGACCAACAGUGAAGCUGAGAUUACGUUCCAUGAUGCUUUCUGCAAAGUUUUACACAAAUGGAAGGCAUUGAAGGAGCUUCACUCUGCAGUAUGA